Amaranthus tricolor (Joseph's coat) is the source of this 2663-nucleotide messenger RNA. RefSeq names its product YTH domain-containing protein ECT1-like. Gene Ontology annotation, molecular function: mRNA binding. The transcript has 9 exons. NCBI's taxonomy places the organism in Eukaryota, Viridiplantae, Streptophyta, Magnoliopsida, Caryophyllales, Amaranthaceae. Bases 454 to 2181 code for a protein of 575 amino acids. The record is from RefSeq and is a predicted model, not a curated record. Gene Ontology annotation, biological process: mRNA destabilization. Gene Ontology annotation, cellular component: cytoplasm.
AUCCUCCUCUUUCCAUUCUUUCACAAUUACUUGGUAGCAAAGGAGUAGACGCCAAGGAAACCAACGGCACUUCCCCUUUGGCGACGCUUAUUUCCGUCAACGUCCAACACUUCCGGUGAUCUCUCUUCAAUUUUCUCUCGAUUCGUGCUCUUCCAAUUCCUUUGGGGAUUCUACUUUGCGCGAACAAAAUUUUGGAAGUCUGCAACUAUUUUUCGUGAUCCAUAAGAUUAGAGCUAAUUUUGUCAUCAAUUUAUCCUGUUUUCUUUCUCCUUGCAAUCUUUUUCGCGGCUUGAUUCGUGGAUUUGAUUCUUUCUACUUUCUUCAACGACUUCAUGGCUGAUGGAAGUCUCAUUCGAGGGAAAUAAACUGUGUUGUCUACCUUUCUUUUUGAUGAUGUUUUAAAGUAAGUCACCAUCUACUGCGAGAGAUAAGCUUGUUGAGGCAGAUAACAGGAUGAAUCAGCCACAUUCGCCCAAAGAUGAAAGGAUUGUUUCUCCGAAUCGUUCUCCGGAUGCAGCCAUCACAGGGCCUUCAAGCAAUUCCAGUGAAGCACCAAGGUCUUCAGGAGCAGCUGCUGAUAAUAAUGCAAUGUACCCACCCAACAACUAUGGAUCUCUGGAACAAACUUACUUUUAUGGAGGAUAUGAUGGUGGUGCAGGCAGUUGGAGUGGAUUUCCACAGUUCGCUGGUGCCGAAGGCCUUCAUGUUGUACCUCCCGUCAUUUAUGGUGAUAAUUCAUCUCUAGGACUGCAUUCUCCUUUUGGAUUCAAUUCGGCGUAUGGACAGUAUUCGCCUGCCAGUACGCCUGUGCCUCAGAUGAUGGUUGAUAACCAACUCUUUUCUCCUCAACAAAUUCCUGUUUCUCCACAAUACUAUCCACAGCACGUUGGAAGCUCAAUGCCUCAUAUGUCAGCGGCAACUGCUUCUCAUGCUGAGAUGGCGACUCAAAAAGGAAACAUGUCCAUGAAUGCGCUUCAUAACCAUGGUUAUUACAAUUUGCAUGGAAUGUAUGGUUCUGGUGAAAACUUAUCAAGUCCAUCUAACUCCACAGAAUCUGGGUGGAGAACUUUGACUUCAACUGCAGCUUACACUCAACCAGUUGGUUCAUUUGACCCCACAGUUGGACAGAUUUCUCAACAGAGAGCAUAUCCUGGAUACGGAUUUGUAUCAGAUUACGUAAGUGGGCCGUAUCACUAUGAUGGAUCGUUUCGCGCUUCUAGUUUUAGUGGCAUACCUAACUCUCAACAAGGAGCUAGUUUCCGGAAUCGUCAAAGUUUGGAGAAGGCUCGGAGUCAAAGGGAGCAGGAUUCUUUGUUUGCUAUUUCAAGUGAUCGUAAUAGAGGACCAAGGGCAUUAAAGGGAAAAGGGAAGGGGACUGCUGGAAAUGGUUCAUUGCCUGGAACUGAAAAUGCUACGGAAAAUGACUCACUUGCUGAUAGUGCUAAAAAUGGUGCUUCUGCUUCUGGAGGGAGUCUUGCAUCUUAUAAUAGUGCAGAUUUUCCAAUUGAGUAUGAGAAUGCAAAGUUUUUUAUCAUCAAGUCUUUUAGUGAAGACAACAUACAUAGAAGCAUUAAAUAUGGUAUUUGGGCAAGUACACCUCAUGGAAAUAGGAAGUUAGAUGCUGCUUAUCAGGAAGCAAAGGAGAAAGGCGAUUGUCCUGUUUUUCUCUUGUUUUCGGUCAAUGCUAGUGGCCAAUUUUGUGGAGUAGCAGAAAUGACAGGACCAGUGGAUUUUGACAAGAAUGCAGAUUACUGGCAGCAAGAUAGAUGGACUGGACAGUUUACAGUUCGUUGGCAUUUAAUUAAGGACAUACCUAAUAGUAAAUUUCGGCACAUUGUACUUGAAAAUAAUGAUAAUAAGCCUGUCACUCAUAGCCGAGACGCACAAGAGGUGAAACUGGAUCUGGGAAUUGAAAUGCUGAAAAUCUUCAAGGAGUAUGAUGCGCAAACAUCGAUCCUUGAUGACUUUGAAUUUUAUGAUGAACGAGAGAAGGUUCUGCAGGAAAGGAAGACUAGACAGCAAGCUAAAGCGAAGCCUUUUGUUUCUGAAUCUCCUACUGAUGAGAUAGUGAAUAAUAUUUCUGACAGAUUUGAUCAAACUCUUCAUUUAGACGAGAGUUGUAAAGAUGUAGUGGCUACGGAAGAGAGCAGCAAUGAUGCGCACCCAAGCAGCAACAUGUAGUUAGAAUGCACAUCAGCAAACUGAUCUUAGGUCCUUUUUUCUUGUGUUUUAUAUCCCGAAGUUCGGUCUCUUCCGAUUAAAGAAGGUUAAAAGAUCUUUUCUUCAUUGUAUCCGGGAACAGGAACCCAUUCUCUAUUUCUUUUGCUGCCUUCUUUUUCACAUCGUUCCCUUCUUUUUGCCUUCUUAAAUCCAUUAAUAUCAAGUGUACAUGGGCCAAACAUGGUUCAAGUCUUAUCCGUUGGUUGCUGCUGGAGGCGUCGGAUGAUGUGCGUGGCUCUUUUUAAGGUGUAAUUUUAGUUCCAUACCUUCACAAAAAGGCCUGUUUUCUAUUCCUUUUUGUCUGUUUAUUUUUGCUCUUGUUUUAUUUUUAUUUUCAGAUUUGUAACUCAGCUCUGCUAAGUGGAUUCUACUGAGUACUUGAGGAUUUUAUGUAAUUCCCCUGUUUUUAUGGGAAAGAAAAUUAAUAAAUAAUUUCUGCAAAA